AUGGACCACCUUGACGAGAUCGAGAAGCUUUCCAACCGAAUUGCUAGACACGCGCACGUCAUCUACGGCGCCGCCUACCCCAGCGCACACACCUUCGAAGUCGUGACCACCUGCUAUCCACGCGAAGCACCGGGUGACGCCGGCGGGGGCGGGAUGCGAGAAGUACCCAAGAAUGAUUUCUACACUGCCAAGCUCGUCGCCUAUCUCGGUGACAACUUCAAGAACUGCCUGGUAUUGAUACAAAGCACUCCGAGGCCGUCGGACAAAGGCGCGAUCGAGGCGUUGUGGGGGGAUGUUCAGGCUUGUAUGCUGGAGAUACGACGUAAGUUCAUUGCAACGUUGACAUGA
Messenger RNA from Didymosphaeria variabile, 348 nucleotides. RefSeq lists its product as uncharacterized. Lineage: Eukaryota; Fungi; Ascomycota; Dothideomycetes; Pleosporales; Didymosphaeriaceae. Bases 1 to 348 code for a protein of 115 amino acids. The record is from RefSeq and is a predicted model, not a curated record. The transcript has 3 exons.